AUGCUGGAAAAUAUUACUAACAGAUCCACUGGCCAUCUGCCCCUUGACACCUCCAGUAUCAUGCCAAGUGAUCUGGCUGACUUGAAGAAAAAAGUGUGUUUGUUUGUGUACCUUCUCACAGCUACCUGGGUUGGAGGAGGGUUCAUUCUUGGGACUGCAGAAGCUGUCUAUAGCCCACAAAAAGGUCUUGUUUGGGCGCUAAUGCCAGUGUACCUUGCAUUGUCAUUCAUAGUAGGUGGUUUAGUCUUUGCUAAACCCAUGAGGGAGAAGAAGUACAUCACAAUGAUGGAUCCUUUUCAGAUCAAAUAUGGCAAACAUGUGGCUACUUUGAUGGUGAUCCCCGGCAUCAUUGUGGAUGUGUUGUGGGUCUCUUGCACUCUUAUGGCACUGGGGGGAACAAUGAGCACAAUCCUUGACCUGCCGUAUGUCUACUCGGUGGUCUUGUCCGCAGUCGUAGCAACCAUCUACACUCUCCUUGGGGGGCUCUACUCCGUCGCCUACACAGAUGUCGUCCAGCUAUUCCUGGUUUUUGUUGCGUUAUGGCUGUGUGUGCCAUUCAUCCUUCUGAACCCCAUCUCCCUCGACAUCAGCUGGACAGCUGUCAAUCAUACUUACCAGCCACCUUGGAUUGGACGUAUAGAGACACAGGACAUUGGCAAAUGGCUGGAUGAAUGUCUUGCACUAGUCAUUGGAGGAAGUGGUUACCAGUGCUUCCAUCAGAGGAUCCUGUCCGCCUCCUCGCCACGCACAGCUCAGAUCACGUGCUUUGCUGCAGCUGCGAUGCUUAUCAUCCUGGGCAUUCCAUCCAUUCUGAUUGGAUCAGUGGCUGCAUCUACAGACUGGAAUCUAACGGACUACGGUGCCCCUUCUCCAUUUGAGCGUGGAGAGGCCUAUGGGGUCUUGCCCAUCUGUCUACAGUACCUCGCCCCUCCAUACGUCUCCAUAGUAGGGAUCGCUGCUGUGGCUGCAGCCGUCAUGUCCUCAACAGACUCUGGUCUCAUCUCCAGCACGUCCAUGUUCAGCUCCAACAUCUACAAGAAUAUCAGAAAACAGGCUUCAGACCGAGAGAUGCAGUGGGUGAUCCGCAUAGCUGUUGUCGUGACCGCGGUGAUCAGCACAGGUCUGACCUUUCUCGAGAACAGCAUCUGGUCAUUAUGGAUUCUCGGAGCAGAUGUGGCAUACUGUAUUGUUCUCCCUCAGCUAAUCUGUGCUGUAUUCUGCCCCGUCUCCAAUGGUUACGGAGCGGCCGCAGGCUACUUCCUGGGCAUUCUGCUGAGGCUCUUGAGCGGAGAGCCCCUCAUUGGCCUCCCACCAACCAUCCAUUUUCCAGGCGGUGAAAUAGUGGAUGGCGUGUACAUCCAGCAAGUACCUGUCCGAACAGUUGCCAUGCUUUUCACACUAGUCUGUGUGCUGUUUUUCUCAUAUGCCGUUCAACAACUACGCCACUGUAGGCUUCCAAAUGGAUUGCAUGUAUUCGGGGGCAGCAAUAGGAUGAGACCAAGGCAGGAACAAGCCAACAGAAAUGCUGAUGCUGGAGAGACAGUGACAAUGAUGUCAGCAUUUGACAAAGGUGGUUUGGAGAAACACCAAGCAAGGGUGAAAGAAAACACAAAUUUCACACAUUAG
Molecule: messenger RNA, 1626 nt
Organism: Engraulis encrasicolus (European anchovy)
Lineage: Eukaryota; Metazoa; Chordata; Actinopteri; Clupeiformes; Engraulidae
Product: high affinity choline transporter 1-like
Exons: 8
Coding region: 1-1626 (541 amino acids)
Biological process (GO): transmembrane transport; acetylcholine biosynthetic process; choline transport
Cellular component (GO): plasma membrane
Molecular function (GO): choline:sodium symporter activity
Source: RefSeq, a predicted model, not a curated record